CCCGCCGCCACCCAAACACCAGGCAUUUAUCUUCACGCUCCUGCAGCUCUCUUAUUCUUACUGACACACUUAUCUUCCCAGGAUUGCCCUUACAGCUACUGUUUGAGCUUGGCAAUACCUCUUUCUCUAUACGUCGCCACCGUUGAUCAUGAGCGCGCGAUUAGGACCCUUGUUUCGAGACCAAUUAUACAAUUCCGCCACACAUUAGCAUUCACCACUCACCUACGACGAACACCCUGAACUACGAUUAUUUAAUUAUCCUGCGAGGAAACUACACUCAAUGCCUUCACAAUAUCUUGAUGCCGGUUGGGACUUCAGCCCUGUUAUCGAUCUCAUUGAAUCUGCUUCCGAAGAUAUCUGCUCCCCAGCGCUUCGGCCUACAACGCAGAAGAACUUUACACCAGCCUGCGAAGAUGGCGGGGUACGCUUGGGCAGCUUCUCCAAGCUCUUUGAGAGCCUAGGCUUCUCAGACAGUUUGGUAGCACCACUUCCACCCCUCGACCCUGACUCUGAGCUUAGCAACUCAGAUGACGCUUUGUUACCGUCUCCAACUUUGAAGCCGGCUCAGGCGCCCGUCGGGUGUGUUGAAAAUUCAACUGUUGAGCCAAUAAGCAGCCCGGGCUUGACGAAGACGCAGCGCAAGAAGGCUCGCAGACGUGUUGAGAAGGAGUUGUUGGAAGAGCAAACCCGCCAGCGGAUCAUGCAAGAAACCCUCGAUCAACUUGCUGAAGAACUGGAGGAUACCGAUGUUGCUGAAAAGCCGCAAAAGCCCUCCCGAACGAGUUCACGAUCCAAUGUUGGUGCGAAAAUCCGACCUACGCUUUCUGUACAGGCGUCCGCACCAAAAUCCACAGGUGCUCACGACAUUCAGCCGAAGCAACCGAAGACACCCAAGUCUCGCCCCAGUAUAUCUAAGCAAUUAUACGCAGUACAGCCAAUGACACCUCAGCCAUUACAAAAAGCACCGGUCAUUACUCCCUGUAAAACGCCAGUACCUAAUCUAGCUGUACACGAAACGUCGAGCACUCCAGUGCUAGACCAACACCUUGAUCCCCCACCACAGCGGCCGUCUCUUGUGGCUACUCCAGUACGCCAUGGACUUGUCCCGCGAACUGUUCGGCCAGUUACUCUACCAAGGGCUGCUUCACAACCGGCUGUUGUAGCCCAGGCUCCAACGACACCGACUCCACGGGCCGGCUCAUUCAGCGGACGUCGACCACCUCUUGUGAUUCGAUCGAAAACGGAUCGCCAUCUUCAUCUGUUCAACAAGCUGAUGGAGAAGUUUCCGGAAGAUCAGAAGUGGCUGGUGGCGCCGAUGCAGCUUCUGAACGAGCGGCAAAGCGAGCACGGUUUGCAUGUAUUCGUCGACGCCUCGAACAUUAUGAUUGGACUCAAGGAUAUGCUGCGCUCGCAUGGGUUUCACCAUAACGCGUAUGACAUAUCAUUUGAUAGCCUUGCGCUGCUGAUGGAGCGGCGCCGACCUGUAGCCAAGCGAUUUUUCGCUGGCUCACACCGCGAAGCCAACCCACUUCCUCACAUUGAGAAGCUGGUGGAGACUUCGAAGGCGGUUGGGUACGACAGCGUGAUGCAAGAGCAAGUGCUGAUUGUACGGGAAGACUCUGAGAAGAAGAAAUUCUUCAACGACGUCAAGAAGAUGGGGUGGCACAAGGCCACGCAGAUGCGGUCUGGCAGCGGCAGCGACUCUGAAACGAGCGCCCCGGCUCCCAAGACACCUGCGGCCCCGAAAUGGGUUGAGCAGGGAGUGGACGAGAUUCUUCACCUGAAGAUGUGCCAGAGCAUUAUUGAUUCCGAAUGGCCGAGCACAAUGGUGCUAGCGACGGGGGACGGGGCAGUUGCAGAGAUGUCGGACGGGUUCCUAGCUCACGUGGAGCGAGCGUUGAAGCGGGGGUGGAGAGUGGAGUUGAUCAGCUGGGGGCAGCAGAUCAACAGUGGUUAUAGGAAACGCCAGUUCCGAGCCAAGUGGGGGGAGCAGUUUACGAUCAUUGAGCUGGAUGAGUUUUUGGAGGAUUUGAUUGAUACGCGGUAG
Bipolaris sorokiniana ND90Pr is the source of this 2047-nucleotide messenger RNA. RefSeq lists its product as uncharacterized. Lineage: Eukaryota; Fungi; Ascomycota; Dothideomycetes; Pleosporales; Pleosporaceae. Gene Ontology annotation, biological process: protein import into nucleus. The transcript has 3 exons. Gene Ontology annotation, cellular component: nucleus. Gene Ontology annotation, molecular function: small GTPase binding; guanyl-nucleotide exchange factor activity. The coding region runs from base 281 to 2047 and encodes 588 amino acids. The record is from RefSeq and is a predicted model, not a curated record.